This is a messenger RNA of Hibiscus syriacus, 1684 nucleotides long. RefSeq names its product glucan endo-1,3-beta-glucosidase-like. Gene Ontology annotation, cellular component: plasma membrane. Gene Ontology annotation, biological process: carbohydrate metabolic process. The record is from RefSeq and is a predicted model, not a curated record. Gene Ontology annotation, molecular function: hydrolase activity, hydrolyzing O-glycosyl compounds. Lineage: Eukaryota; Viridiplantae; Streptophyta; Magnoliopsida; Malvales; Malvaceae.
CAAAGACAAAACCAAGUAUUAGAGUUUCGCAUAUCAAUCACUGUCUCUUUGAGAAUCUGUUUCACUGUUUGUCUCUCAGAGGUAAGAAAAUGGAAAUCCUAUCUGCAACUAAGCUCUUCUUCUUCUUAUUAUUAUUCAGCUGCCACGUAUCCUUUCUCUCAUCAUCUGCAACCGCAGCAUACUCCAUCGGCGUCAACUACGGAACUAUCGCCGACAACCUCCCACCUCCUAAAGAAGUAGCAAACUUCCUCAAAACAAAAACAAACAUCGACAGGAUUAAGAUAUUCGACGCGAAUCCCGACAUCCUUAAAGCCUUCACCGGCACGGGAAUCUCCGUUACCGUUACAGUCGGAAACGGUGACAUCCCAUCCAUCGCUAAGCUCCCCGGAGCUCAAGCUUGGAUCGAAAAGAAUAUAUUGCCGUAUCACCCGAAAACAAUCAUCAGAUACAUCGCCGUUGGGAAUGAAAUCCUUGCCACGUCGGAUAAAACCCUCAUCGCUCACCUUUUACCCGCCAUGAAAGCACUCAGAUCUGCUCUCGACUUGGCUAAGGCUCGGAGCAUCAAAGUCUCGACGCCGCAUUCACUCGGGAUCUUGUCCACAUCGGAGCCGCCGAGUUCAGGGAAGUUCCGCAAAGGAUAUGACAAGCUAAUCUUCGCGCCGAUUUUGGAGUUCCACAAGCAAACAAAAUCUCCUUUCAUGGUAAACCCGUAUCCAUAUUUUGGCUACAAGCCUCAAACGGCAGACUAUGCUUUGUUCAAACCAAACGGCGGCGUUUUGGACGCUGGCACUGGGAUUAACUACACCAACAUGUUCGACGCGCAACUGGACGCGGUCUAUUCCGCAAUGAAACGGGUUGGGUAUGAGGAUGUGGAUAUCGUGGUGGCUGAAACCGGAUGGGCCUCCGCAGGCGAUCCGGGUCAACCCGGUGUGAGCGUGGAGAAUGCGUUAUCUUACAAUGGGAACCUCGUGAAGCACGUGGACUCCGGUAAAGGGACUCCUUUGAUGCCCAACAGGACUUUCGAAACCUAUAUUUUCGCUUUGUUUAACGAGAACCUUAAAGAAUCUAUUCCGGAGCGGAAUUUCGGGUUGUUUAAACCCGAUUUGACUCCGGUUUACGACGUGGGCAUUCUCCGCCAUGAUCAGGGGGUAGGUCCAACGUCGGCGUGCGUGCCAAAAUCGGACGCCAGUGAUGCGGCGUUGCAAGCGAACAUCGAUUACGUGUGCAGCACUGGAUUAGAUUGUAGACCGAUCCGAGCAGGUGGUACCUGCUUUAACCCGAAUAAUGUAAGGUCACAUGCAUCGUACGCAAUGAAUGCUUACUAUCAAGCCAAUGGUCGUCAUGACUUCAACUGUGAUUUUAAUCGUACGGGUGUCAUCACCUCCAGUGAUCCAAGUCACGGGGCUUGCAACAAUUCAGUUGAUCAAGGGCCAGCGUUAAAGUUGGAAAGUUCGAUGGCUGCAAAUCCGAUGGAUUAUGCACUUUUCUGCACGUUUUCUUUUACUUGCUUAUCGUACUAUAUGAUUUUUAUGAACCUUUUUAGGCUUUAUUAAAUGAAUUUCUACUUUUGUGGGAACAAUUUUAUGUAACCGGUCUAGUUUUUUUUUAUCAAAUAUGUAACUGGUAUAGCACAUUAAACUUUUAGCAUUAUUUUUGUACCUGCCUUAAUAGGUGGAACUAUAAA